AAAGGUGGUAAACACCACAAAUAUGUAACAUAAUAAACAUCACAAAGCUAAUAAUUUAUAUUUUGAAUAUUCAUCAAACUAACAAUACAUUUAUAUACACACACACACAUAUAUAUAUAUAUAUAUAUAUAUUUUUUUUACGAGAUAUUGUGCCGAUAUUACCUUCACUUUUCAGUUAUUAAAUAUUCGAUAUUUUUUAAGUGCUACACGAUAGAAAUCAUGAAUAAUCCCGAUAUAAGUCAAUUAUCAGAUAUAUCUACCAUAUCACGAAUUUCGUUAAGUUCACGAUUAAUGGGUAAAUUAGAUUCAAUUUUACUUUCUAACGAGCUAGAGGAUCAUUUCAGUUUCAUUGAAAAUAGUAAAGGUACAACAAGUACAGAUCAAGAUAGUAAUGAUAUUAAGGAUAUUACGAAAUUAUUUAUUACAUGUCAGAAUAGUAUCAGUGAUUAUGCAAAGGCAAAAUUGAUUUUCGACUGUAUAAAAGAACUAUGUUCGAAUAAAAACUCUACACUUUCUGAAGAAACUAUAGAGAAGUUAAAAGAAUUAUUAGAAUCAUAUGAAAUAAAUAAGAUAAAAAAUCUUUCAAUAACUUUUAAACACACAUUACAAGAUUUAACUAUACUUGGCAUACAAGAUUUUCCUGAUCUUAAACUGAGUUAUGAGGAAAAAUUAAAUAUAAAAGCUUCUGUAGAAGCACUAAUGCAUGAAAAAAUACAUAAUUAUAUGAUAAAAUAUGAGGAAUUGGGUGGUAAUUUAAAAGAGCUUCAAAGAUUAAAUGGAUUUAAUGGUAAUAAUUAUUUACAAGAAAACACAGAUUUUGAAAUAUUAAAGUGGAUAGAUAAAUUUGAGGAUAUUUGUGGAGAAUAUAAAAAUUAUGUAUCACAAUAUAUGGAUAUGAUGAAUGAAUGGAGGAAAUUAAAAGAUACAGAUAUAAAUGAAGUGUAUAAUAAAAAAGCACAGAUCUUGUUAUUAAAAUCGGAAGUAAUUGAAGUACAAACUAAUGUAGCUAAAAUAAGUUGCUUAACCAAAAUGUAUACAGAGACACCAAAAACAAUCGAUUCGUAUAGAAUAUUAAAUAAAAUUUUAGACGAUAAAUUGUUAGAAAUAAGUAAAGAAAUUAAAAGAAAGAAAUCUUUGGAAAAGCUUUAUCGUGAUUUAGAAAAUACAGAAUAUGAUAAUAUUUUAGAGACAUACUUACACCUCUGUAGUGCUAUUAAAAAGAAAAAACAGAUUAUGGAAAUGCUUUGAAAAAAUAUAUGUAUAUUUUUUUUUUUUACUUGUUUAUGAUAAUAUUUCUAAUAUAAUGAUUAUAAUUAUUUCUAAUUAUAUUUUAAUUAUAUUUAUCUAUGAUUCUAAU
This is a messenger RNA of Vespa crabro (European hornet), 1357 nucleotides long. RefSeq lists its product as uncharacterized. The transcript has 3 exons. NCBI's taxonomy places the organism in Eukaryota, Metazoa, Arthropoda, Insecta, Hymenoptera, Vespidae. The record is from RefSeq and is a predicted model, not a curated record. The coding region runs from base 220 to 1248 and encodes 342 amino acids.